AUGACGGAUGUCGGCCCCUCGAUACCUCUCUCGGCCAACGAUGUAGCUGGUACCUCUGAAGAUGAAGGCCACGUUCCUGCUCACCGUGAGUCUGGCACACGAGUUGAUCUGCCUCCUCCCCCGCCAUUGGUGGAGCGUCAGGCACAGGUGGCCCACCCGCACACGGCUAGCCACGACACAUCAUUGGUCCCUAGCCCCGAGCCUCAGAAGUGGUUGUUGCCAGCUGUGAGGCCAGAACACAAGGGAAGAAAGUGCUUAAUUUUGGAUCUGGAUGAGACUCUUGUCCACAGUAGUUUCAAGGCGGACAUGACUAUACCUGUAGAAAUAGAGGGGACAUAUCAUAAUGUCUAUGUUAUCAAGCGACCAGGAGUCGAUGCAUUCAUGAAGAGAGUGGGAGAGUUGUACGAAGUCGUCGUUUUCACGGCUUCGGUUUCAAAGUACGGAGAUCCACUUCUGGACCAGCUGGACAUUCACGGCGUAGUACACCACAGAUUGUUCCGCGAGAGUUGCUACAACCAUCAAGGCAACUAUGUCAAGGACCUCUCGCAAGUCGGACGUGAUCUCAAGGAGACAAUCAUCAUUGACAACUCACCCACCUCAUACAUUUUCCAUCCCCAGCACGCUGUGCCCAUCAGCAGUUGGUUCUCGGAUGCCCACGACAACGAACUCCUGGACCUCAUUCCUGUGCUGGAAGACCUUGCCGGGCCCCAAGUCAGCGACGUCAGCCUAGUGCUCGAUGUGGCGCUGUAA
Aureobasidium namibiae CBS 147.97 is the source of this 750-nucleotide messenger RNA. RefSeq names its product NIF-domain-containing protein. Gene Ontology annotation, cellular component: plasma membrane. The coding region runs from base 1 to 750 and encodes 249 amino acids. Lineage: Eukaryota; Fungi; Ascomycota; Dothideomycetes; Dothideales; Saccotheciaceae. The record is from RefSeq and is a predicted model, not a curated record. Gene Ontology annotation, molecular function: phosphoprotein phosphatase activity. The transcript has 3 exons.